This is a messenger RNA of Penicillium salamii, 879 nucleotides long. NCBI's taxonomy places the organism in Eukaryota, Fungi, Ascomycota, Eurotiomycetes, Eurotiales, Aspergillaceae. The record is from the annotation of a GenBank genome assembly.
AUGGGACUCAAAAAGCAGAUGCUCCAGUUCGAGGAUCAGCUCUCAGAUCUCGAAUCCGACUACGAAUCCGAUGCCGAACCACUGAUACUGAAGCCAUUUCGACUACUUGAUCUCCCGUCUGAGAUACGCUUGCACAUAUACCAUUUCGUCUUGUUCACGCCAACCCGAAAGAGUGCAUUACAACGAACCGGCAACGUGGGGGCUUCUGCGAAGAAGAGCAAACCUCUAGCACCAUCUUCACAUCGCGUUGGUCUAUUUCUAUCCUCGAGACAAAUACACGAUGAAGCCACACAUUAUUUCUAUUCGACCCAGACCUUCCGUGUGUUGCCUGUUCAGGAUUUCUUGCGCAUGCCCACCAUCCGAGGCUUGCCUCGUCGCCACCGCGCUUCUAUCACCACCAUUGAACUGAUUGUGGGAUCGAGCUGGACUGCGCCACCAAAAUCAUGGAUCAUAAAUCAGAGCUUGGGGCUACAAGAUAUGCGUCUUGCACGCACACUGAAAAUAUUUGUGCAGUGUGACCCCUCACACCCUGUGUUCGAGGGGUUCCGCAUCUCGAAGGAUUUCUAUACCAACUUCUGUGGUAAUUUGCUACACGAGAUUCUGGGACGAUUGCCUGGGCUAGUGCAAGUAGAAUUUGAUGGAUGGCCAUCUGUCGACCAAAACGGCCCUCUGAUGACUCGACUACUUGCUGAAACCCGUGGUGCUCAUAAAAAGGUCCUCUGGGGCCCCGAAAGAGGCUGGACCGAUUACCAAGAUGGCCGGCAUAAUGAUCACGGACUUAGCGAUGUCGAUGCUGCCUUCGAUGGAAUGUUAUCCCACCCUCCCGAUAUUGUUGAGGCUCUGAGUAAUUCACUUCAGACGGUCAAGCUGGAAUCUUGA